AAGAUCAGGACCCCUGGGUGCCUGAGAGAAGAAUCUGCUGCAGUUCUAGGAAGAGGGACAGGGACAGAUGCCAAAUAGGGCAGAGGGCCAGUGGGCUGGUCCAGGUGGCAAGCUGCAAGAAAGGCAUGCAAGGUAAAGGGUUUGGCCCUGCAAGUCCUGCCAAGCCUGUACUCAGGGUGAAGAGUCAAUCUCUGGUCUAGCAGUCUGAGGGUAGCCCUUGGCACAUUGUGAGGGAGAGCUGCAGCAUCAUUGUGACCCACUCACUCACGCUCAGGAACCUCUGAGUCAGGUAGGUGGGCUGGUGGAUGCUGGGCAGAGUAGGCUGGGGGUCUAAGGACCCUGGUGGCCCUAGAGACCACCAUGGCCAUGGCUGAGCAUCCACAGCCUGGGUGGGCCUUGUAUCACAGCCCCACCAACAACAACUGCCAGGACGUGGGCAAUUCUAUCCUACUGCUAUUGGGUCUCAUCAUCUGCAUUAACAUUGGCAUCAAUAUGGUGACCCUGCUCUGGAGCCGAGUCCGUGUCAUCUUACACCGAAUGUUCCAUAUCAUCUGUGAGAAAGAAACUGCUAAGUCAUCCUCACUUGGGAAACCAACCAAGCUGAAGAAGCAGAGCUCCCCUGCAGUCCAUCUUCGAUGCACUAUGGACCCUGUGAAAAUGACCAUGACCCCUCUAUCCACUCGUCAUCAUCGCCAUCGAGCCUCUCCAUUGUUCUGUGCCUACCACCCACUAGCUUGGACCCCUGAUACUGAGGAUGAAAAGCCCCCAAAUUGGAACCCAACAAUCUGUACCCACCACUGGAAAGGCCCCAAAGACUGGGGAGGUUUCCAACACACACCAGAGACCUGGGAUUCCUGGACUCAGGACACUCUGGAGCUACCUCCCCAUACUAUCUGCUUCCAGCAAACUGUAGAGAAAAAGCCACUCAAAACAGAGAUCCAGUCCGAGCAGAGCCUAGAGGCCUAUGUAUAUCCGGUAAACCCCUCACCUCCUUGUGGGGAGGCUGUGAACCACAAGAACACUAGGGCAGGGGGAGAGGCUGAGGCCACACAGAGUCACCCUGCCCCACCACCCUUCCUGGGCCCAGCAAUCAUCCCUGAAAUCCCCCGGCGACGGUCCUCGGGCCGUACAGUGUAUGAUGCCCGAGAUGUGAGACGGCGGCUUCAGGAACUGACCCAGGAGGUGGAGGCCUUGUCCCACUGCUACCCCUUUGUGUCUGGAUCCAGCACUGCUGAGGGGACAGGCAAGGACUGGGUGUAUCAUUCUGUGGCAGGGAGGUGACAGGGGAAAAAAUAAAAAGGAGAGAGGAGGUAAUUCAUGGUGGUGUGUGGGGGUGGGAGGCAGGGCCCACACUGCACCCACAAGCCCUGGUUGCUAAGGGAAUGAUCUCUUUGGCAACAGGACCUAAAGAGUCCUGGGAACCUUCAUCAAACUGUUACCCGCACAGGCCCUGUCCUUGGCUUUCUUGAUUCCAAGUUUUCUACCUCCCUCCUCUGUUUUUUGCAUACUGCCUCCAAAUCUGGCCCCAGAUCUUCAAACACUUUUGCAUUAUAGGAGAGAAUUCUACCCCCAUGACCCUAGCUCCUCACAAGUCUGGUCCUUGCCAGACCCCAAGGGGAAUCAUGGUUCCCUCUUACAUCCUUUGGGUGGAGGAGGAAAGGGUCUCUAGUCCCUACAGUCAAGACCUAAAGCUCCUGCACCCUUAUGCAAGCUUGAAGCAGAAGGUGAAAUAUUGGGAACACUCUUAAGAGUUGCUUCACCAUAACAUCACAUCUCUCUGUGACCUUGUUCCUAUCCAUGUCACAAAGCAGAGGCAGGUUCAAAAAGACCAAGUGAUUCGAUCCCCGGUACCAAAAAAACCCCAAAAAACAAAAAAGGCCAAGUGACUUGCUCAUGGUCAUAGAUACAAGGGACCUAGUUCAUGGUCCCCAAUGUUUCAUCCCUCUGCUCCUGCAGGUAGAUAUAUUCCCACUACCACCAAGUCAGACUAGCCUACCAGCAUCUCUAACCUGCUUCAGUUUACCAGUGAUUUCAUCAGAAUAUUCCAUCCCUAGGCAACAAAGGAACUUGAGCCCUACUCUACUCCUAGAGAUUGCACAUGCAUGUGCAAACAUAGGGCUUGGGAAUAAGGAGUCAUGUGAGUGAGGCCAGGCUAAAGGAGCUGGACCUUACCUUCCAUACGAGACAGAUUCCAGGAAUGUGAGCAGACUUCUGUGAAUCACCCUACUUCUCUGUUCAUUUACAUUCAACUAAUGUUAUUAAUCAUUUUAACUGAUUCCAUUCAGUGGGUACAUAUUGAGUUUCUACUAUGUGCUUGAAGGCUUGAUGGCAAAUACUUAUUGCCCAUUCCUGCAUUUCUGAGUAGUUUACUGUGUGAACAAAUUACUUGCCAUCCUCAGAGUGCCACUUUCACAGAUUCCAGUGACAAAUCUAGUUUCCAUGGAAGAUUCCUUUUGUCAUAUCAACAAGUACAUCUAUUUUGCUGGGUGUGGCAGUACACACCUAUAAUCCUGCUACUCAGGAGGCUGAGGCAAGAAGAUCGCCACAAGUUUGAAGCCAGUCUGGGCUACAUGUUGAGACUCUCUUCUCUCAAGAUAAAUCAAAACAAAUUACAUCUAUUUUAUGCUUUGUUAAUUUCAUGUGGUUUUCUUAAGAUGGCCCCUGCCAGUUUUUCAACUUGAAGUAGCUGUGAGUCAGUGAAAGGAUAGUUGGUUUGGAAGGAGGGAAACCAUAGCUGGGAUUGGUCUCUAGCAGGGGCAGGAAUCUCAGCAAGGCGGAGCCCAUCAGCUGAAGCAAAGCAGCCAAUUGGCUCAAGCACCUCCAGUGCCUAGGGCUGCAAUCCUUGGUUUAGAAGGGUUGGGGAAAGAUAAGUGUUAGAGGAAUAAUGACAGGGAAAUCAUCAGGACAGGGAGGAAUUGGUAUAGCAGAAUGAUUGCAGAGGAAACUCUUGCUGUCACCCAUCAUCACCUUAGCUCCUAUCCCCAAACUAGGCAUGGGAUGGGGUACACCAACAGGCUACAUAGUUUGCCAUAAUGACUCAAAAGAGCAAUGACAAGCCAGGUGUGGUGGUACUUGCCUGUAAUUCCAGA
Molecule: messenger RNA, 3089 nt
Organism: Heterocephalus glaber (naked mole-rat)
Lineage: Eukaryota; Metazoa; Chordata; Mammalia; Rodentia; Bathyergidae
Gene: Spem1
Product: spermatid maturation 1
Biological process (GO): sperm individualization; flagellated sperm motility
Cellular component (GO): cytoplasm
Source: RefSeq, a predicted model, not a curated record